CUUAUAUACACAAGUUCACUCGCAACUACUCUGUAUCCAGGGAAAGGUAGAGAGACAGUGAGAAUGCAUCCUAAAGUGUAUGAGGCUGCAAAAUCGGGAGACUUUGAUUCCUUGAAGACGAUAAUUUUAGGAAAUGGAGAGGACCUUUUCCACCAAACAACGCCAAAAGAGAACAACAUUCUUCACAUUGCGGCUCAAUAUGGGCAGGUAAAUUUCAUUGAAGGUCUUCUUCAAUGUCCAUCAGGAUGGUCCCUUCUUUGGCAGGGUAACAACAGAGGAGACACUCCUCUACACCUUGCUGCUGAAGUGGGUAGCUGCAGAGUGGUGCAAGUCUUCACUGAUUUUGCGAAAUCACUUCAUUGGGUUGUUGAAAACGGACAAGUUGAUGCAUGCAAAGAGCUACUUCGAAAGAAGAAUUUACAGAAGGAUACCGUGCUGCACCAUGCAGUAAGAGGAGGCCAUGAUUUGGUGGUGGAGUUGCUGAUUGAAGAAGAUUCUCAACUGUGUGAUAUUAUUAAUGCUGCCGAUGAGUCCCCACUUUAUCUUGCAGCAGAUCGAGGACUUUCACGUACCACUGAGCUGAUUUUAGGCGCUUUCUCAUGGUCAUCCUCUCAUAAGGGCCCUAAGGGUUUGACAACUCUGCAUGCCGGAAUCUUUCUCUCAUUGACCGUUUGGGAGAAAAUCUUGGAGAAAAGACCAGAAGCGAUCAGAGAAGGAGAUGAUAUGGGGUGGACUCCUCUUCAUUACGUAGCUUACUUUGGCAAAGUCGAAGCAGUUCAACUACUCCUGCAACACGAUACUUCUGUGGCAUGCGACUUAGACAAAUCGGGGGAAUCGGCUCUUCACCUUGCAGCGUUUCAAGGCCAUGCCAAUGUCAUAAACGAGCUUCUUAGAUCCUGUCCUGAUGCUUGUGACAUAAUGAACACCAAAGGGCAAAAUGUUCUUCAUGCAGCUGUUAUCGGUGGACGAAUGAAUGUAGUCAAGUACAUACUACGGAUGUCAAACCUGGAUAAUCUUAUCAACGAACAAGACACAGAUGGAAACACUGCUCUGCAUUUGGCUGCGCUUAAUAGACAAUACGACAUUAUAUGCACACUUGCACGAGACAAGAGAGUGGACCGUUUGGCCAAAAAUAAGGAUCAUUUGACCGCCUGUGACAUGUUUUCUUCUCACGAGGAGGUCGGCUUCAUGGCUGAAAACGUUCAACAUCUGUUGAAAGGAUCUCAUGGAAUCCCGGGUUUUCAAGGCUGGUUUAUGGAGCAUGGUAAGAAGAGGUCAGGCAAGCAAUUUGUUCAGGGUCAACCAUCUGUGACUAUAACCACAGGAAGUAAUGUUGCCAACCGUAAUAAUUUUGAUUUGUCAAAAAGAAGCAUUAUGGAUGUUCAACUACUAGUGGCCGGGCUCAUAGCCACAGUAAGCUUCAGCGUGGUCUUUGCAGUGCCUGGAGGUUAUAACAAUGAUGGACCUGACCGAGGAGUGGCGAUCUUUGCUGGCAGGGCAGAUUUCGAAGCCUUUCAGUUUUUUAACUGCAUAGCUUUCGUUUUCUCCAUCAUGGCAAUAAUCUUCCAUUGUCGAAGUAUUACGUUCAGCUCUAGCCGAGGUCCGAGAUACAUCCCGUUCGUGAGACGUUUCAUUGAAGUUGCGACAUUCGGGAUGGUGGUAGCCUAUUUUUUGGGGACGGAUAUCGCAUCGAAGAGACCCCCCAAGAGUACCAGGGAAAGAAUUAGUUAUUAUGUUGCGCUUGGAGGUCUGCUGACUUUGUGCUUCUUUUUCGAUUUCCCUGACCCCGUCGAGGCUCAUUCGUGGUCCCUAGGUAGCUCUCCCGCAAGAUCAAUCCGAAAGUUUUGGCAUAAGUGUGAGAUACUAAUGUUUGAUUUCCCGGCGAGGCUCUUAUGUUGGUUGCUAGAAAAGCUCACGAGUUGAGCCGGUUGUACAGUCCUGUGAGCUUGUGAACAGGAAUUGUUCUUUAUCAGCCGUCGAUUUCGAGCACUUUUAUGUCAUGUCCAAUUUAAAACCUGUCAACGUCAACCGUUGGAUUGAUUGCCGGCAAGAUUGCCAUGCUCAAGAUGAAAGUUUGUACACCAAUGGAGGUUUGCCUAAGAAUGUGAUGUUUACUAGCAUAUAAUUUGUUAGUGAUAUUUAGAUAUAUACUUAAUUUUGUAUA
This is a messenger RNA of Syzygium oleosum, 2164 nucleotides long. RefSeq names its product ankyrin repeat-containing protein At5g02620-like. The coding region runs from base 64 to 1923 and encodes 619 amino acids. Gene Ontology annotation, cellular component: plasma membrane. Lineage: Eukaryota; Viridiplantae; Streptophyta; Magnoliopsida; Myrtales; Myrtaceae. The transcript has 3 exons. Gene Ontology annotation, molecular function: protein phosphatase 1 binding; protein phosphatase regulator activity. The record is from RefSeq and is a predicted model, not a curated record.